AUUCCCUGAACCCCUUGCCCUAUAAUCUAGAUAGAAAACAGGCAAGUAUCUUACAGAAUACCCAAAGGAGCCAACGUCUUCCAUAAAACUAAAUACUCAGGAGAGCAGGGCAGGGCCAUUAGCUUCAUGACUGUGGGAAAUUCGUUUAAACUUUUCACCUCAAUUAUGUCAUCUUGUUUUGACAAAAAUAUCUCGUUUCCAACCUCUCGUGCAGCUUUUAAAUCCGGUGAAGCUCACCUCUGCAUUUUUUUUUUUUUUCUUUUUGGCAGCCUUGAAAUCCUAAUAAAACAGAACGAGGAGGGGGAAAGCCCCAGAGAUAACCCUUUUGUCUUUGCAAAUGCCAAUGGUAUCCAUUCUCCUGUGCACCCAGGAGUCUGGGUGGACGAUGCCGCUGCCAGCGCCCUACCGUUCUAUUGCGUCUCCCUCGGGUUCCCGGCACCAUUCCCGGCCCUUUAGUGCGGUCCGACAUAGUACCGGAGUCAGCGGGCCUCUUUUCCCAUUUAAUCUACCAAGUGAGGAGGAUGGGCUGAUUAAUCCCGAAGAAGCUUUGUCUUUCCCUGAAACUCAAAAUGCUCCCUUAACCUGUCAUCCUCCAUCCCUGCCUUUCAAAGACUUCCGACCUCAGCCAGAGACUCCGCGCACCGGCUCAGAGGGCAAGGCACGCCCCACGCACCGCCCGUGCGCUCGGCGCUCCGGCUCCCUGCCCGCAGGAAGGAGCCACAUCUCGCGCGAUUCCUUCCACUUCUCGCGACACUUCCUGCCAGUCCCCUGCUGCCUUCCUCGCCCCACCCAUCGCUUCCACGCCGCGGUCCCGGCCACCUCACCUUUGCUCUUAGUAGCUUGGCUUGCCGCUCACCCGCUGGGAGCGCAGUGGAGACCGGUGUUGGGCACGAGCCUGGCGGGGCCGCAGGCUCCGCCCUGCUCCGCCCCGCCCCGCCCGGGCUCAGGGGAAAGGCCGCCGCGGGGACAUGUGCCCCCCUCAGCGAGGACAGGAGAGUGUGAAAGGCAGCGGGGCAGCCAGGGCUGGAAGCGGGAGGAGGCAGGUCCCCGAGCUCUGAGGUCCCAGAUCCGGGCUGCAGAAGGCCCAGGGUCGUGGGGAGAAGGGACACGCCAAGGUGGCCGAGAGAGCGAAAUGUCAUCAGUGGGGUCACACCAGGAACAAUUGUCCCAGUCAGAUCCAUCCCCAUCACCAAACUCAUGUAGUUCCUUUGAGCUACUAGACAUGGAUGCUGGCAGUUUGUAUGAACCAGUUUCUCCUCAUUGGUUCUAUUGUAAAAUAAUAGAUUCUAAGGAGACAUGGAUUCCUUUUAACUCUGAGGAUUCACAGCAGCUGGAAGACGCCUAUGGUUCUGGAAAAGAUUGCAAUGGCAGAGUUGUCCCCACCGAUGGGGGCAGAUAUGAUGUGCAUUUGGGGGAGAGGAUGCGGUACGCUGUAUACUGGGAUGAGCUAGCAUCAGAAGUGAGACGAUGUACCUGGUUUUACAAGGGAGACAAAGAUAAUAAGUAUGUUCCCUACUCUGAGAGCUUCAGCCAAGUAUUAGAGGAAACAUACAUGCUUGCUGUAACUCUGGAUGAAUGGAAAAAGAAACUGGAGUCUCCUAACAGAGAAAUUAUUAUAUUACACAAUCCAAAGCUUAUGGUGCAUUACCAGCCAGUUGCAGGGUCUGAUGAAUGGGGUUCAACACCCACUGAACAGGGUCGACCAAGAACAGUGAAGAGAGGGGUUGAGAACAUCUCUGUUGACAUUCAUUGUGGAGAACCUUUACAAAUAGAUCACUUGGUUUUUGUAGUCCAUGGGAUUGGACCAGCUUGUGAUCUCCGCUUUCGAAGCAUUGUACAGUGUGUUAACGAUUUUCGCAGUGUUUCCUUAAACCUACUACAGACACAUUUUAAGAAAGCCCAAGAAAAUCAGCAGAUUGGGAGGGUAGAAUUUCUUCCAGUGAACUGGCAUAGUCCUUUGCAUUCUACUGGUGUGGAUGUAGAUCUGCAGCGAAUAACUCUGCCCAGCAUUAACCGCCUAAGGCACUUCACCAAUGACACAAUUCUGGAUGUCUUCUUCUACAAUAGCCCCACCUACUGUCAGACUAUUGUGGACACAGUUGCUUCUGAAAUGAACCGAAUAUAUACACUUUUUCUGCAGAGGAACCCUGAUUUCAAAGGCGGUGUAUCCAUUGCUGGUCAUAGUUUAGGUUCGCUUAUAUUGUUUGAUAUCCUAACAAAUCAGAAAGAUUCUUUGGGGGAUAUUGACAGUGAAAAGGAUGCACCAAAUAUUGUCAUGGAUCAAGGAGACACACUGACACUAGAGGAAGAUUUGGAGAAACUUCAACUCUCUGAAUUCUUUAGUAUCUUUGAGAAGGAGAAAGUAGAUAAGGAAGCGCUGGCUUUAUGUACCGACAAAGAUCUUCAGGAAAUGGGAAUUCCCCUAGGACCAAGAAAGAAGAUAUUAAACUACGUUAGGACCAGAAAAAAAUCAACGGGUAUUAAUAGACCAAUCCUGCAGCCAGCUUCAGGGGUGAAUAUAUCUAACAUCCCCAAAGAACUGGAGUUUUGCAAUAAAACAGACUCUACUGGAAAUGGUGACUAUCUGGAUGUUGGCAUUGGGCAGGUGUCUGUAAAAUACCCCCGGCUCAUCUAUAAACCAGAAAUAUUUUUUGCCUUUGGCUCGCCCAUUGGAAUGUUCCUUACCGUCCGAGGACUAAAAAGAAUUGAUCCCAACUAUAAAUUUCCAACAUGCAAAGGUUUCUUCAAUAUUUAUCACCCUUUUGAUCCUGUGGCCUAUAGGAUUGAACCGAUGGUGGUCCCAGGAGUGGAAUUUGAGCCAAUGCUGAUCCCACACCAUAAAGGCAGGAAGCGGAUGCACUUAGAACUGAGAGAGGGCUUGACCAGGAUGAGUAUGGACCUUAAGAACAACUUGUUAGGUUCACUGCGGAUGGCCUGGAAGUCUUUCACCAGAGCUCCAUACCCUGCCUUACAAGCUUCAGAAACUACAGAAGAAGCUGAAGCAGAAUCGGAAUCGAGUUCAGAGAAGCUAAGUGAUGUUAACACAGAAGAGGCCUCUGUGGCCGUUAAAGAAGUCCCACCCAUCAAUGUGGGAAUGCUGAAUGGAGGCCAACGCAUUGACUAUGUGCUACAAGAGAAGCCCAUUGAAAGUUUUAAUGAAUAUUUAUUUGCUUUGCAAAGCCAUCUAUGCUACUGGGAGUCUGAAGAUACCGUAUUGCUGGUCCUCAAAGAAAUCUACCAAACCCAGGGCAUCUUCCUUGAUCAGCCUUUACAGUGAAAAUCAACUAUGUAUGGCUACUUAACGUGAACACUGAAGGAUCCUUCCCCAGAAAAUCUACCUGCUUGUUGCUGCCGUUUUCCUCUCAGCCACGUCAUUUCCUGCAUGUUACCUGCCACUUACCACUGGGGUCUUUGGAAGAUAAUCUUUUUUGGAAGUGAGUAGAAAAGCAAAGAUGGACCAUAUUGCUUUUUACCACUGGCUUCGUAUAAGCACUCGCCAUUCUUCAUAGUGGGGCGUGUUUGCAUCUUUAAUUCUUGGGUGACAGGUGCCAUCCUUUAUUUUUAUUGCUUAUUCCUUGAGAGAGUAUAAAGUCUGUUUUGAGUUUAUUUUGGCUUGGGUAGACAUUUUUCUAGGAGGUUAUUGCUUGUCUUUAGAAAAUGCUCUAGUUUGGAAACAGGCUUGAGAUUCAGAAGGCAUUUUGGGGUACACAUGUCUCAUUGGUGUUCUCUGCACUUGAAGGCUAAGUGGGUGUGUAAAAGACUGUUGAGCAAAUUCUUUUGAGUCCACUUUUCUUUCCUACAAGUACUUUGUGAAGGACCAAAAUGUAGCUGGGAGAGAGUUAUUGUUUAUUCUCUACGGCUGACAGUUGAUCAGAGGAAUCACUGAUGCUGUUCAUUAUUUUCACAGCUGUUGGAGCUGCUCUCAGAGUCUAAAGUGGAUAGUUUAGUUCACAUUAGGUGCAUCUUUAUAAAGCAAAGAUGUUAUAUAUCCUAGACCUACCUGUCUUUUUAUAUCGUGCUUCAACUUAGGAGAGUCUAGAUGAAAUUUGACUUAGUUAUUGGAUAGUAGCUUCUUUCUUAAGUUGAGGGCAAAGUUAUACAAGCCUUGACAGGCUGCUUUGGUUAUAAAUAAAAAUCUUUCAGGAGUACAUCUAUGGUGAAAUAGAAUCUGUGACAGUCAACCACCAUAUCCACUUGGGUGAAGGUAGUACUGUGUGCUCUGUUUGAAAACAUUUUGUAAACACCAUUGCCUUCCUUGGUACCCAUAAUCCAGAAAAUGUAUUAGAAGCCUCAUGGCACAGGCAGUGUUGGUUGGGCAGGUCGGUUUGGCUAGGGGGAAAUGUUUCUUUUUCUGCAAGAAAAACCUACGCCUGUCGGGGCCAAGGAACAGCUAUUGUAGUCAUUGUCAGAACAUGCAAAGUGAAAGGUACCUUGAAGAUGAUGGGUGCGUGUAGACUAACUUUUUCUAGGCAUCUGCUCACCACUGUGCUGUUUUCUUUCUCAUUGGUCAGUUUGUCUUUGCAGUUCUCUUUGUGAUAGUCCUUUACACUCCAUAGGCCUGUAACAAUGGCACAGGCAGGCAAGCUGUGUUUUCGUUUUUUAUAAAAAAUGUUUUUUUGUAAACGUAUCAUGGUAUCCAGUGCAUUGGCAUGUAACAUUCACUUCAGCCAUCCCUUCAACUGCAGUGGUCUUUAUCCCUUUCCAGAGAGGAAAGGAAAAGGAAGUCAAUCACUGUCACCUUAGAGAUGGUAGAGGUGAGGUUGGGGUACAGGGUCAGUGCCUGGCCUUUUCUUGUCCAUCUGCUUUACAGGCUAAUGCUGACUUAGCCACUAAGAAAUGUCAGAUACAUGGAACACUUUUCUAUAUAAACUGAGUUUGAAGUAAGGGUUACUGAGAAUUAAGUAGCAUUAAUUAUAUUUUAGAGGGGAAGCUUUUGUCAAGUUGUCUUCAAAUUUAAGUUUAUUCUUCCUAUUAGCAGAAUAGAGCGUAUUUAAGAGUAAACCAAAGGACAAGCAAGGAGGAGUUCCUGUAACCAAAGAUGAACAGCAUAACCCUGGGAUAGCUAGAUCAACCACUGCUGGGACUAAGAAAUGGUUCUUUCCUGAUGGGGAGGGGCAGGCAGCUGUACAAGAGCUUGAUGUCUCGUCUCUCCACCUGUGGUAGCAUCAUGGUUGCAUAUCACAUAGGAUGAUAGGCUUGAUUUAAAUCCUUUAGUUACAUAUUAUUUGCACUACUUUGGUCGUAUCAUGUGCAGUGUCUUGACCAAGACUAUUUUUCAACUGUAGAGUAUCAUUUUAUACAUAUUUCCUGCUACAGAAUUUGUAUUGCUUAUUUCAGCAAGAGAUUGUCUGCAUGGAAGGAUUAAUAGUACUGAUUAGCUUUCUAAUAUUUUGCACUUUUUGAAAUGUUUGUUUUUUUACAUGAUUAUAUUUAAAAGUUUAUGAAAUACUGAAAUAAAACCAUAUUGACCAGUUGCCUACUUUUACCUUUCAUCCAUUAUACAGAAAGUUAACACAAUAACCAUUUUCUCCCCGUAUAUA
Panthera uncia (snow leopard) is the source of this 5540-nucleotide messenger RNA. RefSeq names its product DDHD domain containing 2 (gene DDHD2). The transcript is spliced from 19 exons. Gene Ontology annotation, cellular component: COPII-coated ER to Golgi transport vesicle. The record is from RefSeq and is a predicted model, not a curated record. The coding region runs from base 338 to 3277 and encodes 979 amino acids. Gene Ontology annotation, molecular function: metal ion binding; triacylglycerol lipase activity; protein binding. NCBI's taxonomy places the organism in Eukaryota, Metazoa, Chordata, Mammalia, Carnivora, Felidae.